AACAAAAUUGUUGCGCCGGAGACGGCGCUCCCAGCGGCGGCCGGCCCCGCAUAUGGCGAAUAAGACGAGAGAGAGGUGGGACAAGGCCGCAUUUGCCGCCUGCCUGCCGAGGCGGGCCACCCCGGCGCCUGCCGCGGCUACAUCCGGUUCUUCGACGACUGCCAGUUCCGGUGGCACGCCGCCCGCCAGCAGAAUCGAUGCGUGGGUUUAGGAGCCGAGUAAAUACUUCAGAAUUGGGAUCCAAUGCAGAUGACAUACACCAUGUUUCUGAAAUAUUAAACGCGGGGUUGCAGGGGCCUCUGUUUAUGGGUACUGUAGAUAAGUGCCCAGGUGAAGUUUUUAUCAACGUGUCUCCUACCAGGUACUGGAACAUGGUCAGAGAGAGGGUAAACAUGGAAAUACGAAGGCAACUCAGUAUGGGAAGGCCCAACUUUCCUACUCUGCAGCCCCCAAGAUCAGUUGAUGGUCUUGAAAUGUUUGGGCUUUUAUCACCCAGCAGUAGUUCGGGCAAUCAGGACAAAGGAUAGAGAUCGCAUCUGUACAGAGUACUGGAGAUCCAGGCCCCAUGUUGUCAACGAGAAUCGUGAUUUUUCAAUCUGGAUGAGUGAUUCAGAGAGGGUCCGCCAAAUAUUGCCUUGAGGGGCCUCUUCCAGAGAGCUAGCCCUGACAAACUGUGAACCCUGCGAGGUUUACUGGCAAGCAAUACCAAUCUGGAUGAGUUAUCCAGGCAGCAGGAGAUUGCGAAGCAAUGUCACUGACAAGAGUAAACAUCAACUGUGUGUUGUAUAUUAGAUGGUCUGGUUUCUUCAAAAAGGCAGAACAAUUUUCUUGUUUUUAUCGUAUGAGCAUGUUGAUCCUUGUGGACUACUUGGCAUGAAAUGUCUCUUUGCCUUCUCCUUAUGUAUAAUAUCAUUCCGUACUGUACAUCUUCUCAAAGUAAAAAUGCCAUGACAGUUCUUUAUGGUAACAUUUUGUUCUGUCACCCGCUCAUCUUUUUUCAUGCGUUGUUCCUGA
Lolium perenne is the source of this 1014-nucleotide messenger RNA. Its product is annotated as lysine-specific demethylase JMJ703-like. The record is from RefSeq and is a predicted model, not a curated record. Gene Ontology annotation, cellular component: nucleus. NCBI's taxonomy places the organism in Eukaryota, Viridiplantae, Streptophyta, Magnoliopsida, Poales, Poaceae.